AUGGAGCAGAAUAAGCAUGAGGAAGAGGAGGUUUGUUGUAGUGAUUAUAACAAUAAAUUACCUCCUUUAUCUGCAAAAUACCCAUGGUUUGUUGUUCAGAAUUUGGAAAACCUUACUCACCAGCUGUUCUCCACCUUACACGACCCGUUGCUUAAGCAUCAUGUCGAAUCCCUGAGUUGUCCGGGAAACUUGGUUUCCGUACAAACAGUAACAAAACACCUCAAGUUUUUAACGGAGAUCGUUAAAGCAGAUCUAGCAUCAAAAACUCUUACCAGUGCAGCUGAAGAAAUCUUCAAAUAUGAAGUUCUAAUAAUCGCCACUGGAUCUACAGUUUUUAGACUGGAUGACUUUAGUAUAGAAGGGGCUGAUUCGAAAAACAUUUUCUACUUAAGAGAAAUUCAAGAUGCUGAUAAACUUGUAGAAGCUAUCCAAAACAAGAAAGAUGGAAAAGCUCUCGUUGUUGGAGGAGGAUAUAUUGGCCUUGAGCUUAACGCGGCACUAAUAAUAAACAACUUUCAUGUUAGCAUGGUCUACCCAGAACCAUGGUGCAUGCCUCGUUUUUUCACGGCGGAUAUGGCUGCUUUCUACGAGGGUUAUUAUACGAAAAAAGGAGUCAAUAUCAUCAAGGGGACGGUGGCUGCUGGUUUUAUCAGUGAUGAAAAUGGAGAGGUAAAACAAGUUAAACUAAAAGAUGGUAGGGUGGAGGAUGCAGAUAUCGUUGUUGUUGGUGUUGGAGCAAAGCCUCUGAUAAAUCUAUUCAGAGGACAAGUCAAAGAGGAGAAAGGCGGAAUUAAGGUCUAUUUGCACUUCUGAAGAAAAUUUUAUUUUCGCUUAUUUUUACCAUCUCUUUCAUUUGCGCCAAAUGAGUCAUGUCAGAAACAAUGCCUUUUUUAGUACUGAUUCAAAAUGGGCCGCUUGAUUAAAGCGACCUCUUAUUCAAAAACGUUGAAAUUUUGUAUACAAUUAACGCAUUAAAUAUGAUAACAUGAAAUAUAUUACUUCAA
Molecule: messenger RNA, 1004 nt
Organism: Erigeron canadensis
Lineage: Eukaryota; Viridiplantae; Streptophyta; Magnoliopsida; Asterales; Asteraceae
Product: monodehydroascorbate reductase-like
Exons: 5
Coding region: 1-813 (270 amino acids)
Cellular component (GO): cytoplasm
Molecular function (GO): oxidoreductase activity, acting on NAD(P)H
Source: RefSeq, a predicted model, not a curated record